AUGGAGAAGCUGCAGAAACAAAAUAAUAAGUCCAAAAGACGUAGCAAUGGAGGAGAAGAAGAAGUUCGGGUUGUGAAGAAAAGAAUUAACACCGGACCGGAUCCUCCCCCUUCGCUACCUGAAGAAUUCAAGGAUGCAAUUCAAGAACUGGCCAAUGGAAGAAGUAUUUCACAGGAGAUAUUGGUGGUACAGAAGGGACUCUAUAAAUCUGAUACAGAACCUCAACAAAGCCGGCUUUCUAUUCCUCUAAAUUCAGUUGUAGGAGAGUUUCUCAAGGAUGAAGAGAAAGUCCAUCUUCUGAAACGCUUCAAUGGCAAGCUGGAGCACAUAUCUGUACCAAUUAUUGAUCCUUUGCUAAUAAGGGACAAAGUGGAUUUGAGGAGAUGGCCGAUGAAGAAAAGCAAUGGGAAGGAGAGCGUAUCCUACAUGCUGACUGGAAAUUAGAUAGAUAUGCUGAACAGGAACGACUUGAAAGUUGGGAACGUGGUGCAACUGUGGCCUGUCCGAAUCGAAGAAAAAUUGGUGUUCUGUCUGAAUUAUGACUUUUGUUGGUGUCGACGAGAGGUAGCCACAGCCCUAGAGAAAAUGAAGUUGGAGGAAAUUUGGCCAGGUUUGUUUUCGUAGGUUAUGGCCUGUAGAUUGGUUUUGGGUCCUAUAGUAUGUUGAAAUUGGGCCAGUUGGUUCAAGUUGGCUUGGAAUUGUUGUGUUGGGCUUGUUGGGUUAGUUUUUUUUUUAGUUCGGCUGGUAUUUUAAUUUUUGAGUAAGUGGGCUUGAAAUGUUUGAUGGGUCUGCUGAAUUGGGCCUAAGUAGUGGGCUGUGGAUUGCCAGCAGUUUGGUAAUGUUGGAUUUGGGCCUUGUAUUUUGGGAUUUCAAUUUGUGCAUU
Messenger RNA from Olea europaea var. sylvestris, 883 nucleotides. Its product is annotated as B3 domain-containing protein At1g32030-like. The record is from RefSeq and is a predicted model, not a curated record. The transcript is spliced from 2 exons. Lineage: Eukaryota; Viridiplantae; Streptophyta; Magnoliopsida; Lamiales; Oleaceae. Gene Ontology annotation, molecular function: DNA binding. Bases 1 to 444 code for a protein of 147 amino acids.